AUGUCAAUCAAGAAAGAUGUCGAAAAGAUGUUCCCCGGUGAUGGGGAAUUGAGCGAAAUGUGUGGCCGGGACCAGGAGAUAUAUAAAGCAGGUGUCCAGAAGUUCAAUCGACUGGGAUGGAAGCGCCUCACGAUCGUAUUGAUCGUAGAGGCGGUGGCACUAGGAUCUCUCUCGAUCCCGUCUACCUUUGCGACUCUCGGGAUGGUGGUGGGUGUGAUCUGCUGCGUUGGCCUCGGCCUCAUCGCUGUCUACACUAGCUAUAUUAUCGGUCAGGUCAAAGUGAAGUUCCCGCAUAUUUCGGACUAUCCCGAGGCAGGCAGGCAGAUGUUCGGGCGAUGGGGAUAUGAAGUUCUCUUCAUGAUGCUAUGCUUGGAAUUGUUGCUGUCUGCUGGAUCCCACUGUCUAACUGGGGCAAUCGCAUUCGCAAAUAUCACAGGGAGCAACAUUUGUUCCGUGAUUUUCGGUUUCAUCUCGGCUAUCAUUUUGUUGCUAUUCGCCGUGCCACCGACUUUCUCUGAUAUGGCUAUUCUCGGUUACGUCGAUUUCGCCUCAAUCAUUAUCGCCAUCGGAAUCACCAUUAUCGGAACUGGAGUGGAGGCUAGUAAUUCUACUGGCCUACAAGCUGUGAAUUGGUCGGCUUGGCCAAAGGAUAACCUUACCUUCUCCGAAGCAUUCAUCGCCCUCUCCAAUAUCAUUUUCGCGUACAGUUUCGCUCUAUGUCAAUUCUCCUUUAUGGAUGAGAUGCACACGCCGACUGAUUUCCCCAAGUCUGUUUGGGCCCUUGGUCUGACUGAGAUCUUCAUCUACACUGUGACUGGUGGACUAGUGUAUGCCUUUGUUGGCCAGGACGUCAAGAGCCCCGCCCUAUUGUCUGCUAGUAGCCUUCUCAGUCGAGUUGCGUUCGGUAUCGCCUUACCGGUCAUCUUCAUCAGUGGUUCUAUCAACACAGUCGUACUAGGUCGACUAGUGCACGGCCGCAUGUUCAAAAACUCUAACAUCCGGUUCAUUAACACAAAGAUGGGAUGGAUAACCUGGCUGGUUGUCGUCACAGUCCUGACAAUCCUUGAAUUUAUCGUUGCUCAGGUCAUUCCAUUCUUCAAUGACCUACUGUCCCUUAUCUCGUCGCUAUUCAUCUCCGGUUUCACAUUCUAUUUCCCGGCUAUAAUGUGGUUUAUGUUCAUCCGCGGCGACGAAACCUCAAUGGGCAAAAGAAUAGUUUUCGGCGUACUUAACGUCUGCAUCCUGUUCAUUGGCCUAAUUGUUCUAGGUGCUGGAACAUACUCGAGCGUUGUUGAUAUUAUCAAGUCAUAUGCCGAUGGUACCGUCGGAGGACCCUUUUCAUGCAAUGUCUAG
Molecule: messenger RNA, 1353 nt
Organism: Penicillium verrucosum
Lineage: Eukaryota; Fungi; Ascomycota; Eurotiomycetes; Eurotiales; Aspergillaceae
Exons: 2
Coding region: 1-1353 (450 amino acids)
Biological process (GO): amino acid transmembrane transport
Cellular component (GO): vacuolar membrane
Molecular function (GO): amino acid transmembrane transporter activity
Source: RefSeq, a predicted model, not a curated record